This is a messenger RNA of Oppiella nova, 249 nucleotides long. Lineage: Eukaryota; Metazoa; Arthropoda; Arachnida; Sarcoptiformes; Oppiidae. The record is from the annotation of a GenBank genome assembly.
AUGCAAUACACUAUCCGUUAUCACCAAACGGUUGAGACUUAUUGCGAUGUGGUGUUCCUACCGUGCGGUCACGUGUGCACCUGUAGCUCGUGCUCGCUGUUAAUAAGCGCCUGUCCCUUAUGCCGGGUGGCGGUCGACGAUAAGCUGUGGCGGCACUUAUGUGUACAGAUCGGCAUAAAUGUGUUUCCCAAACCUCAAGUAGACUGUAUCGGCCAUAAACACGGCGAACACCUCUACACCGCUAUCUAA